AUGGCUUACGGAAGACCCUGGUACGUCCAAGCAACUGACGUUAUUCACCGUCUCACAGUUAUCGGCAUCAUUGGUUUCUCAGGCUGGUUAACUAUUGGUCUUGGCCGAACCCUUUGGGCCAACCGUGAUAGCGCUCUCCAGAAACGUCUGGCUGAACUUGCUGAGGAACAAGAACAAAUCGAAAAUGGCCAGAUUGCAGAUGCUGCUGCUCUUGCAGUCGCCACACAGCCUCCACCUGGUCUUCACGCAAAUGCUCUGCCGUCUCAGGUCGAGGCUGACAUUGCUCGUGAGGCUUUGGCUAGUCUUGCUGAGCAGGAACAGAAUAAGAAUUAA
Messenger RNA from Magnusiomyces paraingens, 333 nucleotides. RefSeq lists its product as uncharacterized. The record is from RefSeq and is a predicted model, not a curated record. NCBI's taxonomy places the organism in Eukaryota, Fungi, Ascomycota, Dipodascomycetes, Dipodascales, Dipodascaceae. Bases 1 to 333 code for a protein of 110 amino acids. The transcript has 2 exons.